This is a messenger RNA of Triticum dicoccoides, 1020 nucleotides long. RefSeq names its product putative disease resistance protein RGA4. The record is from RefSeq and is a predicted model, not a curated record. Gene Ontology annotation, molecular function: ADP binding. NCBI's taxonomy places the organism in Eukaryota, Viridiplantae, Streptophyta, Magnoliopsida, Poales, Poaceae. The coding region runs from base 1 to 993 and encodes 330 amino acids. The transcript is spliced from 3 exons.
AUGAGGUUUCUCAAAAAAGAGGCAUUCGCCUUGGUGAUAUCUAUGGAAAUAUGCUCCUGCUCGGUGCCGCAUUCUCCAGGCGAUGGUUUCAGCGGAGCAGGAGCCCCUCGCAUCUCCUCCUCUUCCAGCCUGGAGGCUCUUCCCACCUGGCUUCCCACAGGUAGAGAUGGACUGUCAAUUAUGCAAAUUGUCAAGGAUGAGGUUGUCCUAAAUUUACCUGAAAUAAGAGCACUUGCUGCAGCAGCACACAGACGGUCUUCACUGAUGGAAAUCAUCGCAAGGAAACCCAAUUCUGCAAAUGUGGCUAUGGAAGAUGACCACACAAUUGACAGGUCAAAUGCACUGCAAGCGCCAAUGUCGUUCACUGGGGAGAAAUUGGGUGUGCUUCCCAGUGUCGGCGACAUGGGAGUCGGGAAGACCACCCUUGUGCAGCAUGUCUGCGAUGAUGAGAGGGUGCGCCACCACUUUCCAAUAAUUUUGUAUUCCAAUUUCUCAUACACCAGGGCAAUGGCAUGGGGUGAGGCACCGUUUGUUCUAGGAUCCAAACACGCAGUUAGAGAUGCUAAAAAAUUCAUCGAGUCACUGCAUGUACUCGAGGAGAAAUACCUCACCAAGAGGUUUUUAUUGGUAUUUGAAGAUGUUGACACGGGCAAACAUCAGACGCUAGAAGAGUUACUGCCGAUCUUAAGACAUGGCGAACGUGGAAGCAGGAUCAUAGUCACCACAAACAGCAAGACUGUCGCGGCGAGCAUGGGAACAGUGCAGCCGGUCAAUUUGAAGGUUAUGCCGCAUCAGGAGUACUGGUUCUUCUUCAAGGCACAUGCGUUUGCUGGCAGAGAUGUCGAGGAGGACCCGAGGAUGCCAGCAGCGGGCAAGGCAAUUGCAAGGAAGUUAAAUGGGUCCUUCUUCGGAGCGAAAAUUGUCGGUGGGGUGCUGAAAGCUCAUCCAAAUCCCUGGUUCUGGAACAAGGUGUUGAGGAGCAAUAUUGGGUAAUAUGCAGCCGCGUCGUUUCUGCUUGAA